AUGGAAAUCCCUGCGAAACUCCCUUUCUCCAAGCGGCGACUCCGACCGCGUGUUGUUAUCUCCUACAUCUUUGACUAUGUGAUCAUUAUUGCAUGCGCUAUCGCCUUCUCAAUCCUCAACAAGAUCGAGCCCUUCCACCAACAUUUCUCCCUCAAUAACAUCUCCAUCCAAUAUCCUUAUGCCGUACACGAACGAAUCCCCAUGGCUUAUUGCCUCUGCAUCUCUGCUGCCUUUCCACUCGCCCUCAUUAUAGUUUACACCUUGGUCCUCGAUGGUUUGUUUUCGCACCAUAAACCACGGGACGCAGUGUCUGGGAAGCGGAAGCUGAGAGGUCCGCAUCGCUGGAAGGACAGACUUUGGGAACUCAAUUGUGGUGUUUUAGGACUUUUGCUGGCGCAGGGACUCGCGUUUGUCAUCACACAGGCGCUGAAGACUGCAUGUGGCAAGCCGAGACCCGAUCUCAUCGAUCGUUGUCAACCACGCCCUGGUAGCAAGGACCUGUUCCCAGGAUUGUCGAACUCAACGAUCUGUACAGGUGAUCCCGCCUUGUUAACAGAUGGAUUUCGGUCGUGGCCGUCCGGCCACAGUAGCUCCUCCUUUGCUGGUCUCGUUUACACAUCGCUUUGGUUAGGUGGAAAGCUGCACAUUAUGGACAAUCGCGGCGAGGCCUGGAAGGCUCUUCUCGUCAUGGCUCCUCUACUAGCAGCAGGUCUCGUGGCCGUAUCGCGUAUCAUGGACGCGCGCCACCACCCCUUUGACGUGAUCACGGGGUCAAUGCUUGGCAUCGUCUGCGGCUUUGUCGCAUAUCGCCAGUAUUUCCCACCGAUCACCGAAGCCUGGCAGAAGGGUCGCGCCUACCCAAUCCGAACCUGGGGGGCUGAUCCUGCAGGACCCGAUACCGUUCGAUUUAUAGGCUCCAAAGGCGGGAGCUCGACGGCGCUCCGCAACCAAGAAGAAGAGCGCAUGGACCCGCCAGAUCUCCCUAGAUCGGAACAUGCCAAACCCACCGCAUCUACCUACCUUCAGUCCUCCAACCCAUACACAUCCAAUGUGUAUAAUCGCCGCCCGCACGACAAUGACGCCGAUGGUGGUGCUUGGUCGUCGAGUGAGGAUGACGUUACCAACGGGUAUGAGAUGCGACAUGGUCAUACUAUAGGGCAGAAUACCGGUGCCGGUCACCAUGCGCCUCAAUAUGACCCCAGUAAUGCAUAUGUGUCCCAGACACAACCGCUGACGGCUGAUACGGGAAUAUAUGCUACUGACGCGAUGGCGGGUCCUGGGCGUCCGUUGACGGACAUGCCCGGUCGGGCGAUCUAA
Penicillium robsamsonii is the source of this 1317-nucleotide messenger RNA. RefSeq names its product phosphatase PAP2 family protein. The transcript has 5 exons. Gene Ontology annotation, biological process: phospholipid metabolic process. The coding region runs from base 1 to 1317 and encodes 438 amino acids. NCBI's taxonomy places the organism in Eukaryota, Fungi, Ascomycota, Eurotiomycetes, Eurotiales, Aspergillaceae. The record is from RefSeq and is a predicted model, not a curated record. Gene Ontology annotation, molecular function: phosphatidate phosphatase activity.